AUGGGUGUCAUAAUAGAAGAACCGAGAAUUUCGCUUCAGCGGUGUCCAGAUAUGGAAAUUCGGCUUGAUACUCCGAAAGGUCGUGGCGUCUUCGCAACAAAAGAUAUACCAGCAAAGGCAAUAUUAGAUAUCUGCCCAGUGUUGUUGCUUGGCUUAGAAGAGAACAAGGAACACAUAGAGAAGACUUCGUUGUACCACUAUACCUACAACUGGCCUUGUGCCGUCCCCAAUAGCGAUAAGAAGUCGGCUCAGGCCGUCGUUUUUGGACUUGGUUCUAUGUUCAAUCACUCGACACAAGACCAGAAUGUCGUGUGGGAACGCGAUACCGAGCGGCUCGUUAUUACUUAUCGAGCUUGGAGGGAUAUACACGCCGGCGAGGAGCUUUGCAUAUCAUACGGAAGCCAUCUCACUUUCAAGGACGCAGAUGCUCCAGUGCUACUUCCCCCGGAGACAGAACUUGAGCAGCUCAAUCAAAUACAGUUCGAUUAGAAAAAU
This is a messenger RNA of Parastagonospora nodorum SN15, 495 nucleotides long. RefSeq lists its product as hypothetical. The transcript is spliced from 3 exons. The record is from RefSeq and is a predicted model, not a curated record. Gene Ontology annotation, molecular function: protein binding. Lineage: Eukaryota; Fungi; Ascomycota; Dothideomycetes; Pleosporales; Phaeosphaeriaceae. The coding region runs from base 1 to 489 and encodes 162 amino acids.